AAAUUUAAGAAAAAAAUGACGAAUAAGAUUCAUAUAUAGAACUAGUUAUACAUUCUCAAGUGUGAAAAUAAAAGAUUAUGUCAGUGACGUAUCUUACUGAUACAUGUUAUAUUACCGAAGAGUGAGUGGAAACGACAGUAGUCUACAAACUCUCGCAGAGCAACAUCGAGAAUUCUUUCUUUCAUAACCAGUUUUUUCUCUACCACAUGAUGGAAACCUGGGCAAUGAUCUUGGCCUUCAUGGCAGUGGUACUCAGCAUUUAUUAUUACAUCUUCAAGGACUGGAACUACUUCAAAAAAAUUGAUUUACCAUAUAUGGAACCAUGGCCGUUAUUUGGGAACAUGGGACAAGCAAUUUUCCGUCAGAAAACGAUGAUUGAUUUAACUAUAAAUGCUUACAAUCUGCAUCCAAAAGCAAAAUACGUUGGUUUUUUCGAUAUGAGUAAUCCGGUUUUACUUAUUCGUGAUCCUGAGUUAAUCAAACUGAUCGCAGUGAAGAGUUUCGAUAAUUUCAUGGAUCACAGAGGUUUCGUUGACGAGGUACAGGAUCCUCUCUUCGGAAAGAAUUUAUUUUCCUUAAGAGGCGACCGAUGGAAAGAAACUAGAACUAUGUUGAGUCCGGCAUUUACUUUAAGCAAACUGAAAGUUAUGUUCAAAUUAAUGAACGACUGCGGAGCAGAUUUUACAGAUUUUCUAUCAAAAAUGCCAAAGGAUAAAAGAACUGUAGAAAUGAAGGACAUCUUCACGAGAUAUACCAAUGACGUAAUAGCCACAUGUGCAUUUGGCAUCAGUAUGAAUUCGAUGAAAAAUCCGCAAAACGAAUUCUAUGUUCUCGGAAGAGACGCAACAAACUUUGACGGUAUUAAAUCUCUAAAAUUCUUCCUUAUUCGAUCUUUCCCAAAUAUUGUAAAAUUAUUCAACAUCAAGCUCAUAUCCGGUAAGAUCGGUCAUUUCUUCGAGAACGUUGUCCAGGAGGUAAUCAACACUAGAGAUCAAAACAAUAUUGUACGAGCGGACAUGAUACAACUGAUGAUGGAAGCUAGAAACAAAAAAGCUGAAAUCGGAGAAGAAUUAACUAUGAUGGAAAUAGUAGCUCAGGCGUUCAUCUUUUUUUUUGGUGGCUUCGACACAACCUCCACUGCUAUGUGCUUUACUUGUCACGAAAUUGGUGUCAAUCCGGACAUACAAAAGAGACUCCAGCGAGAGAUCGACGAGGUCAUCGAAAAGAUCAAUGGAAAUCCAACUUAUGACAUUAUCAACAGCAUGCAAUAUCUAGACGCCGUGAUAAGCGAGUCCCUACGGAGAUAUCCGAUCGCUAUUAUUCUUGACAGAGUGUGCAACGAGAAUUUCGAACUGCCAGCAAGUUUACCUGGAAACAAACCCUUUGUCUUAAAAAAAGGCAUGAAUGUUUGGAUCCCAGUUUGUGCAUUCCAUCUGGACUCGAAAUAUUUCGAGGAUCCGUACAAAUAUGAUCCCGAAAGGUUCAUGAAACGAGGAAAAGAGAUCACCAAUUCUGGCGUUUAUUUACCCUUCGGUUUAGGACCUAGAAUGUGCAUUGGUAAUAGAUUCGCUUUAUUGGAGAUGAAAGUUUUGAUAUUUAAUUUAUUGGCAAGAUGUAAUCUCAAGCCUUCCGCUAAAACCCAAAAUCCUAUUCGAUUAUCCAAGAGAGGAGUCAAUUCGGCCCCCGAAAAAGGUUUUUGGAUGGAUUUAGAGAAAAGAAAGGAUGUUCAUCCUACUGUUAAAAGUUUCGUCCCAAAUAGCAUUACUGAUGAAGAUAUUAGAAGAGAUGCAUCGAUUAAUGGUGUUACUAAUGGUCAUACGGUUAAAGCUUAACAUAUGAAAAUCAUGAUAAUAAUAGUAUUAAGAUUUACUCGCCUAAAGUAUACAUUUAAAUGUUUAUAUAUAUUAUAUUUGUCAAUGAUAAUGUUAGGGAUACUGAAUUCGGAUUAAAUGUUUGUGCAUCGUAUUUCGCAAUAUCAGGGAUUAAUGUUAUUUAAAUUAUAUGCAGCUAUGCACAUAUCGUCUUUUUAUUGGAUUACGUAUCGUUUCGGAAAAUAACUUUUCUGUUAUCUUACUUUGAAAUAAAUAAUGUAUCAUUA
Messenger RNA from Vespa mandarinia (Asian giant hornet), 2098 nucleotides. RefSeq names its product cytochrome P450 9e2-like. The record is from RefSeq and is a predicted model, not a curated record. NCBI's taxonomy places the organism in Eukaryota, Metazoa, Arthropoda, Insecta, Hymenoptera, Vespidae.